AUGGAGCGUUUGCCACGACCUCCUCGGGAGAUCCCUGAGAUUGCACAAGCUCAGACCUGGCAGGAGCUUGUUGCGGCAUUGACCCCGAAAGAGGCGAAGACGCUGGAGCAACUCCUUCGAGACUCGGGCAAGCGUUCGGACAUCCUCCCGAUGCUGCCUGUAGAACUACAGCUGCAGGUCUUGGGGUGGAUCGACAGCCAUGACAUCUGGCCUUGCCUCAACGUCUCCCGUGUGUGGAGGACAAUGCUGCUUCAGGGAGAUGCCAUCGCGUCACUGUGUAGGACGCACUUCCCGCGGUUGCCAGAAGCUGCGGCCCGGCGGGGUUUGGCAGCAGGCGAUGUCUUCUUUGAAGCCGCUAGGAGGCGCCAUCUGAUUGCCCAUGGCCAUUUCCGCUCUGUCCUUUAUCAAAGUUUGGGCCUGGAGAGCGCGCCGCGUGAGGGUCGAGAUUUUCGAUAUGCAGACAGAUUCUACGCCCAUGGACGUCUUGCUUGGCGGCCUCUGCAGCCCGAGACUGGCUAUGCAUCAACCGUCAUCGUCGAUGAGUUCAAGAGCGGCCAGAGAAAGUUUCACAGAGCACCACGCUCUGAGCUCAUUGGAGGCGCAGUCGAGUUGAAGGCGCUUGGCGACACCUAUGUGAUCGCAACUCAACGAUGCUAUCUCUAUGCAUGGAAUCUCGACACAGGUGCCUUCUCCAGCGUCACCCUACCCAGUCGCGCUGAACAUGUAGCGACUCGGGGUGAUCUGACUGUCAUUAUUGGAAAGGAUGGCGGCGUUUACCUAUGGAGGAUAAACGAGAAGGUCACUCAACUCAAAGCGUCUGAUUCUCCAGAGGAGCUCAUGAGCUUGAAGGAUAACUUUCGGAUUGGCGAUUUCUCUGAGGUUUUCCUUCCUCCUAACUUUAGGGCCGACCUCAUUGUCCAUGCAGAUAUCGAAGAGACCUUGUUCUUGGCGAUUCAGGGUGAGGACGAGUCUGGCAAAGCUCUCAUUACUGUCUGUGAGUGGCAGGUCUCGGGCAACAAAACAACUUUUGUCUAUGCUCAUCGGUAUCGUGUGGGAAGCAUACCCGACUAUUGCCCGGACGAUGGGAUAUGGUUCAAAUGCCAGGCUGCCGAUGCAUUUGGGUCAUACAUUGUUGGGGCAAUCUGGAAAGAGGACAUACCGCAACCCAUCAGGCGAUCCUGUCAGUCUUCCAAUGACGAGCAGCUACCACCCCUUAUCCCGAUCACUUUCAACGUCCAUACGAAGACCUUUGAUGCCCAGAGUUACCAUCCCGUCAUGCAUUAUCGGUGCAGGGAUGGGACAACAAGAUGGCCGGAGGACGCAGAACUAGAGUGUCACUGGUGGAACGGGUUGUGUUUUGCUUGGACUCAGCAGUUGCUGAGCUAUGCGCGGCCUUCCUCGGUAUAUCCUAUCUUUGCCAUACAGCCAUCAAACUCUCACACCCUUCGAAAAACCAACAAAACGCCGACAUUGUACACACACCAGCGGAAUGCAGAUGAGCUGGCUAAGAAUGUCUCCGGAGGGCCUAUCCGAGUCCUUGGACCCUUGCCCCGCGGGGCUCGGCAUCCGAAUACCAGACCGACGACAUCUAUUCACAGGCUGACAGAUAACCCUACAGCCCUCAAAGAAACCGCGCUGGGACUUGCCGAGACAUUCAUGAGCACGCACUGCGAGGUUUCCAUAAGGACAAUUUCGUCAAACAAAAUCGCUUACGCGCUGGACUGGGACAUGAGUUCUGCCAGCGAAGACUCCUUGGAGGGAUGGCGUUGCGUGGACGAAUUUCGAGCUAUGAAAUGUCUCUAUCUGUGUGGCGACGACGACUUCCUGGUCUGUGUCCACGAUAGGGGAUACACGAUAUUCAGUUACUAG
Messenger RNA from Thyridium curvatum, 1869 nucleotides. RefSeq lists its product as uncharacterized. Bases 1 to 1869 code for a protein of 622 amino acids. The record is from RefSeq and is a predicted model, not a curated record. Lineage: Eukaryota; Fungi; Ascomycota; Sordariomycetes; Thyridiales; Thyridiaceae. The transcript has 2 exons. Gene Ontology annotation, molecular function: protein binding.